This is a messenger RNA of Leopardus geoffroyi (Geoffroy's cat), 2394 nucleotides long. It is a transcript of the gene STX11, whose product is annotated as syntaxin 11. Lineage: Eukaryota; Metazoa; Chordata; Mammalia; Carnivora; Felidae. The coding region runs from base 316 to 1227 and encodes 303 amino acids. Gene Ontology annotation, biological process: synaptic vesicle fusion to presynaptic active zone membrane; exocytosis; intracellular protein transport. The transcript has 3 exons. Gene Ontology annotation, cellular component: SNARE complex; synaptic vesicle; plasma membrane. Gene Ontology annotation, molecular function: SNAP receptor activity; SNARE binding. The record is from RefSeq and is a predicted model, not a curated record.
CGCUCAGGGCACAUAAGUAAGGUAAGGAACUGCGGACUGAGAGGAACAUCGAUCAGCUUCCCCAAGUGCUCGUCAACAAGAUCACCAUCCCAAGAGUAGAUACCUGCAAGAAGUCUGUCCACUGAAUCUGUGAAUUUACACCUGAGACUUUGAUCUGUUUUCACAGUGUCACUUCGGGGUCACGGAAGGAUGCUGGCUGUGGUCCGUGCACUCGCAGAAACUAUAAACCAUCUUUGAGGAAGGACUCAGUCUACCUGAAGAGUGUGUUGAAAGGAAAAGUAAAACAAAGUCGUGGAACUGCAAGAAGAGGAUGAAAUGGAUGAAGAAAAAGAGAAGAAAACCAUGUCUCAGCCCCAAAGCAAAAUGAAGGACCGGCUGGCCGAACUUCUGGAGGUAACCAAGAACUAUGACCAGCAGUUCCCAGACGGGGACGACGAAUUUGACCCGCCCCAUGAGGACCUCGAGUUCGAGACGGACCACAUCCUGCAGUCCUUGUACCGAAACAUCCAGGACCUUCAGGAUGAAAACCAGCAGCUGAUGACGGACGUGAAGCGGCUGGGGAAGCAGAACGCCCGCUUCCUCACGUCCAUGCGGCGCCUCAGCAGCAUCAAGCGGGACACCAACACGAUCGCCAAGGACAUCAAGGCGCGGGGCGAGAACAUCCACCGCAAGCUGUGCGCGAUGAAGGCACUGAGCGAGGAGGCCGAGGCCCAGCACGGCGCGCACUCGGCGGUGGCGCGCAUCGCGCGCGCGCAGUACAGCGCCCUCAUGCGCACCUUCCAGCGCGCCAUGUACGAGUACAACCAGGCCGAGAUGAAGCAGCGCGACAACUGCAAGAUCCGCAUCCAGCGCCAGCUGGAGAUCAUGGGCAAGGACGUCUCCGGCGACCAGAUCGAGGACAUGUUCGAGCAGGGCAAGUGGGACGUGUUCUCCGAGAACUUGCUGGCCGACGUGAAGGGCGCGCGGGCGGCCCUCAACGAGAUCGAGAGCCGCCACCGCGAGCUGCUGCGGCUGGAGAGCCGCAUCCGCGACGUGCACGAGCUCUUCUUGCAGAUGGCGGUGCUGGUGGAAGAGCAGGCCGACACGCUGAACGUCAUCGAGCUCAACGUGCAGAAGACCGUCGACUACACCGGCCAGGCCAAGGUGCAGGUGCGCAAGGCCAUGCAGCACACGAAGAAAAAGCCCUGCCGGACCGUCUGCUGCUUCUGCUGCCCCUGCCUCAACUAGCAGGUCGGCCCCGGCCACCACACCACACCGCCGACCGAAAUGGCUGGGAAGCACACUGGGGGAGGUUUGGGGGCCCUCUGCACCGGAGUUGCCCCAAUCCUUCUGGACCUCUGUCCUCAGAGGAAGAAAAAAUCUUGAGGUGCGAGAAUUCCAGCCCGGCUUGUGUUUGGGAGGAUGGCUGAUGCCAUCCAGUGUUUCUUCAGUAAAGCAGAUCCCUACUGAAGUUGGGUGAGGUCAUUAUAUGGCACAUGGCACGCUUUUCCUCUUAACGGAAGCCAAAUAAGGAACUGACGUUGCAGCUUACCGUGUAGGCUAAAUGUCCAAGGCACGAACGCUUCCUAAUGAAACUAGGAGGAAGUCGGUUCUGCAUCGGCUGGUGAUGCGGCUGGUGAUGGCAUGAACUCAUUGUCGACACUUAAAAUUCAUUUACCUUAUCCUGAAAGUCCCUUGGUUCUGUCCAGUUUCUCAGGACAUCGAUCUUGGGGAAAACCGUACAUCUUUCAUUUCUGAUUCUUCGUCUGGUUUAUCCUGUGUGGUUCCUGCCUAGAUGUAUAUCUUCUUUCUGUCCACCUUCCCUACUUAUUAAAAUCAUAUUUAACACUCAUUAUUUCCUUAUGUUUUUCACUUUUAAUAUCUCCUGUCAGGAUAUAUUUUGGAUAUUUUUAAGCACUGAGUUUUGAACAGGCACUCAAAUGGAAGUAUGUAUCACUCACAUUUUAUAUAUUUUUCGUAAAUAAUUUAAAACGUAUCUUUUUACUUGAUAAUACAAAUACACAUAAGUAUAUAAAUGUAAAGGACUAAUAUUAAUGCACGUACACAAUGACCAAUUAGUUUAACUUGACUUUUGUAAAUAUGGUCUAUAAAUAUCCAGAGCAGCACUUUUACUGGUCGUUGGUAUUGGUUUGCUUGCUUGAGUUUACCUGACUCCCAUGUCUGUGGUCUAGUUUGUGUCACAAUUUUCUUUUGAACCCCUCUGCGUUGGUUAUGGUGGUAGAGACAGGCAUCAAAGGCUAAAAUGCAUACAGAACUACAGAUAAUAAAACAACAUUCUUGAAACUAUUACUUUUGUUUUACUGCGGACCAUUUCUUUUGUGUACUGAAAUGGAGUAACUUAAAAUAAAAUAAUCUUUUUUUCAAUUUCGUUUAAUAAACAUUACAUUAUAAUAA